Silurus meridionalis is the source of this 604-nucleotide messenger RNA. RefSeq names its product calglandulin-like. The record is from RefSeq and is a predicted model, not a curated record. The transcript has 5 exons. Gene Ontology annotation, molecular function: calcium ion binding. Lineage: Eukaryota; Metazoa; Chordata; Actinopteri; Siluriformes; Siluridae. Gene Ontology annotation, cellular component: myosin II complex. Bases 4 to 564 code for a protein of 186 amino acids.
CUCAUGGGGCAAUUUAGCAUAACAUCGCCUACAAGUUUUAAGACUCCAUCACUACUCCAGCAAACACAGAAGCUACCAGUCUUCAAUCCAGACAAAAUGGCAAGCAAAUUGUCCACAGAGCAGAUCACAGAGUAUAAGGGCGUGUUUGAAAUGUUUGACGAAGAAGGGAAUGGGGACGUGAAGACUCAGGAGCUGGAGAGGCUGAUGAGUUUGAUGGGAAUCAACCUGACAAAGAGGGAACUGAUUCAAAUGGCCAAAGAUGUGGAUAAAGACGGCAAAGGCACCUUUAACUGUGACAGGUUUCUGGGUCUUAUGGCACUUUACAAUGAGCGAGCUAAAAACCAAGAUGCUGAACUUCGAGCUGCCUUUAAAGUAUUUGAUAAGGAUGCCAAGGGCUACAUUGACUGGAAUACACUCAAGUAUGUGCUGAUGAAUGCUGGCGAACCUCUAAAUGAAGAAGAGGCAGAACAGAUGAUGAAAGAGGCUGACAAAGAUGGAGAUGGAACAAUUGAUUACGAGGAAUUUGUUGCCAUGAUGAACGGAGACUCAUUCAAGAUGACCUGAGCCUGAAAGCAUCUGGAUGAAAUGUAAAUGCAGAUCCCAG